UUGGAGCUAUUGGCACCUGCAAUUUAAGGUUUGGUGUUGGCGACGCCGAACAACAGUGGAUGACUGCAAUUUUCCGGUGGCGAUGCGCGAUGAAGGAAAUACUUUGACGGCGGUGACAUGAUGUGUAGGGUUUUAUUUUUCUUUUUGGCCUUAGAAGUAAAAAGGGUUAGCGAAGAAGAGAGGGAGGACUGAAGGAGAAAGAAAAUGGGUUUGUCUCAUGUAUUCUAUUCGGGUAGCCAAUUUGAUCCGAUAUGAUUCAUUUUUUAUUUUUUUUGGACAAGUGUCAAGUUUUCAUAGGGCCACAUCAGAAUGGAGGACAAAACUUGUCCUGAUAGGGCAGGAUCCAAGCAUUGCUCCCCACCUUCCGUUCCCUCUUCGAUCUCUCCUGCUACUGCUUGCUAACACUACUAGUCUCAUUUCGUAUAUCCUAUAUAUAUAUAUAUAUAUAUAUAUACACGCCUGUUAGGUUGGCUGAGAAGUAGGAUAUUGAAGAGUAACGAACCUUUCUGCCUAUACUUUUGACACACAGGAAGCAUGAGGGAAAUCGUGACUGUACAAGUUGGAGGUUACGCAAACUUCGUUGGGUCUCACUUCUGGAACUUUCAGGAUGAAUUACUUGGAUUGGCUGAGGACCCCCAUAGUGAUCCAAUCUUCAAAAACCAAUGCGUUGAUAUGGAUGUGAUCUACCGUACUGGUGAAACACAAAAGGGCGUUCUUACGUAUACCCCUCGCUUGGUUUCCGUUGAUCUUCAAGGAUCCCUUGGAUCCAUGAGUUCAAGUGGUACACUGUACAGCGAGUUCUCGCCUCAACCAUCUGAUGUUGUCACAUGGACUGGUAGAGUUUCCACUCAUGAAUCUGAACCUAGAAACAAGAACUUGUUCCUGCAAAGUUUAUACGAGGAAGAGCAAGAGAGAUCGGGAAUGAUGAAUGGUAUCAACAGUGGGAAGAGUGAUUUUCAUAGUCAAUUUCGGAAUAGCGACAUAACUGAAUGUCUAGAAAGUGGUGUUAAAUUUUGGACAGACUAUUCAAAAGUUCACUAUCAUCCCCAGAGUCUAUAUGAAUUAAAGACGGACAAUCAAGAAUUUGACAAUUAUGGACUUGGAAGGGAUGCCUUCAUUGAAGGUCUGCAAGGAGAAGAUCUAAAUGAUAGGCUUCGUUUUUUCUUAGAAGAGUGUGACCAUAUUCAGGGAUUUCAAUUUAUUGUCGAUGACUCAGGAGGAUUUUCUGGUGUAGCUGCAGAAUUUUUGGAGAAUGUUGCAGAUGAAUACACAAACAUCCCUGUCUUGCUCUAUUCUGUCCGAGAUCCUCGCUUUUACAUGACCCCAAGGAGCCGGAAGCAGACAAUCUUGCAGAAUCUUCAUGAUGCUGUUUCAUUUUCAAGACUAUCAUCCUUCUGUAAAUUAUAUGUGCCUGCUGGUUUACCCUCCCUUGGUAGAAGUAACGCUUCUAGGUUUCUCCGCAUAGACGAUAAAAAACCUUACCACUCCAGUGCAGUUUAUGCCUCUGCUUUACACUCUAUUAGUCUCCCUUUUCGAAUGGAACCACUUGGGCCUACUGCAGAGUCAUGCUAUGUAUCUGGUUCUAUAGAUGUGAAUGGAGUGAUUCAAAUGCUCUCUGGCCAAGCUAGGCAGAAUAUGGUUACUAUUCUCGAUGUUGCAAUGCCGGCACCUUCUUUGACUGGAGAACAAACCGAGCAAUAUUUGCUGGGGAAUUUGCAUCCAUUAACCCCAGAGAUAGCAGAAGAUGUGGAAGACGUACAAGCAUUGGAAUUUAUGACCAUUCAUGGAGCUCUUGGAUCAGGACGUCACCGGGCUUUGGUUUCUGAAGUAAAGGACAGAAUUGUAGCUGACUAUGAACAUGCAGUUUCAAGACCCAAGUUCUCUCAUUUGGCUGUGGCUUCUUGUCCUCUCCCAAUACCCUUGCCUUUUCCUUCAAUCUUUGGGAACCUUGUUGGUAAACAAGGCGAGCUGUUAGAAACUCUAAUUUCGGGUAAUCCAUCAAGGGGAUCACUCGACGUCCAUUCCAUCCCCAUAGCAGCAAGGCUACGUUCUAGCAGUGCUGUCUUGCCAUUCGUGGAGAAUAGGUUGGUAAAUCUUCGCAGGUUUGGUAUUCAGCGAGGAGCACCUGGGACUGAAUUGCUCAGGAGUUGGGGUUUCGGGAAGGAGGAACUAGAAGACAUUGGAGAGUCAAUGUCUAAGAUGGUUAAGACACUGGAUCCUUCUUCUCAAGCAUCGUCUGAUUCAGAUUAAGUUUUUGGAUAUGUAUAUAGAUCCAGCUAACUUCAUGUGUCUGUACUAACAAAAAAAAAAAAGAGGAACGAGGACAAAAGAAAAGAAAAAGAAAAAGAACGAAAGAAAUGUAAAAAAGCAGCAGCGCCGGGACAUCUUCUGUAUUUCUUUUAUCAACUUUUCUCACCUGGGUUGGGUUGUUAAAUUUUCUCUACUUUCAGAGGUGUAUACAUUUUUUUUUUUCCUUCUUUUCCCCCUA
Cornus florida is the source of this 2488-nucleotide messenger RNA. RefSeq lists its product as uncharacterized. The record is from RefSeq and is a predicted model, not a curated record. Bases 535 to 2250 code for a protein of 571 amino acids. The transcript has 10 exons. Lineage: Eukaryota; Viridiplantae; Streptophyta; Magnoliopsida; Cornales; Cornaceae. Gene Ontology annotation, cellular component: cytoplasm.